This is a messenger RNA of Cheilinus undulatus (humphead wrasse), 1727 nucleotides long. RefSeq names its product basic immunoglobulin-like variable motif-containing protein. The transcript is spliced from 10 exons. Gene Ontology annotation, molecular function: DNA endonuclease activity; single-stranded DNA binding. Lineage: Eukaryota; Metazoa; Chordata; Actinopteri; Labriformes; Labridae. Gene Ontology annotation, cellular component: nucleus. The record is from RefSeq and is a predicted model, not a curated record. Bases 219 to 1727 code for a protein of 502 amino acids. Gene Ontology annotation, biological process: nucleotide-excision repair.
AGCUGCCCAGGAAGUGGAAACGAGUUCAGCAGACGACGUCUCGGCAUUAUGUUCCAUCAAUUUUUAUUAUGGCUUUGAAAUAUGCACCUUAUUUCUCCAGUUUUUGAAUACUUUGUUGUUUUUCGGUUCCCUGUCCCCUUUGGCUCCGCUUUCCUGCAAAAGAAGUAUACAGCCAUCACAGAUACUUCAGGCAUCUGUUACAUUAACGUGGCCAUUCAAUGCCUAAUACAUCAGAAGGUCAAGGAGCAAACCUCUCAGGGCCAGCAGAACCAUCGGGGCAGCAACGGCCCACAGAUGGGGGGGAGGAACACGGUCUGAUGAGCUCAAUCAUCCGAGAUGCUGCCAGAGUGAGAAGGGCUUCGAGCGCUGAGCUGCACCUGCCCUGGACCUGCCCCGUCACACACUCCCGCGAGAAGUUUUACACAGUCUGCUCAGAUUAUGCUCUCCUCAACCAGGCAGCCUCUGUGUACAGACCCCCAAACACAGCCAGGGACCGGGUGACUGGGGAUGGCCCAUCACUGCUGAAGUCCAAACCCUCAACUGACUUCAGCGCUGGUCAGUCUGGAGGGACCAAUGCAGGAUCAGACGGGGACUGUGACAUGAUGGAGGUGUCAUCUGGAAACACUAAGCCUAUUUUGGCGUGGGAGAUUGAUACCACAGACUUCAAUGCUGUGCUCACAAGAAAAACAAGAACAAGCAAUGUGAAGAAAAGCAUGACCAAAAAGAUGAAAUCUUCAGACAGAAUCAGCAGAAAUCUGCAGGACGUCCCUUCUCAUGCCACGCUGGAGGAGAUCAAACAGAGAAAAGUCCUCGACCUCAGAAGAUGGUACUGCAUCAGUCGACCACAGUACAAGACUUCCUGUGGGAUCUCCUCUUUGGUUUCCUGCUGGAAUUUCCUCUACAGCACUCUGGGUGCAGGGAGCCUUCCACCCAUCUCUCAGGAGGAGGCUUUGCAUAUUCUGGGUUUUCAGCCACCUUUUGAAGAAAUCAAGUUUGGUCCUUUCACUGGAAAUGCUACUCUGAUGCGGUGGUUCAGACAAAUCAAUGAUAAUUUUCGAGUGCGAGGUUGUUCGUACAUUCUGUACAAACCACAUGGAAAACACAAGACCGCAGGAGAGACGGCUGAAGGAGCGCUGAUGAAACUGACACAGGGGCUGAAGGAUGAGUCGAUGGCCUACAUUUACCACUGUCAGAACCAUUACUUCUGCCCAGUGGGCUUUGAGGCUACGCCGCUUAAAGCAGCAAAGGCUUACAGAGGCCCUUUACCCACAAAUGAGAUGGAGUACUGGAUCCUGAUUGGUGAGCCCAGUCGGAAACAUCCAGCUAUCCACUGUAAAAAAUGGAUGGACAUUGUGACUGAUCUGAACACACAAAACCCAGAAUACCUGGACAUCCGUCACACAGAGAGGGGCCUCCAGCGCCGCAAAACCAAAAAGGUGGGGGGAAACCUGCACUGCAUCAUGGCGUUUCAGAGGGUGAACUGGCAGAAGCUCGGUCCCUGGGCUUUAAAUCUGGAGAACCUGCGGCAUGACUACCACAGCACGGAGCAAGCCCAUGCCUCAGACGACGCAGAGGACAGGAUUUCAUCGAAGCGCCUCGCCAAUCUGGGACGCUCCCACAGCAUGGGCAGUCAGAAAGACAGCAGCUGGAAACGUCAGUCCAACACGGCAGAGUACAGACAGAGGAGUUCACCUGACAGCGACUUAGAGGAAGACAUCACAGACUGA